CCAUGUGACGUCACAGUAGUCGUAACAUGGCCGCGAUCGCGAAGGAAAGUGUUUUGAGUAGAUUACCGAUUAUUGUGAUUUUAGGUGCAACAGGAACUGGGAAAUCUAAAUUAGCUUUACAAGUAGCAAAAAAGUUCAAUGGAGAAAUCAUCAGCGCUGAUGCAAUGCAGGUGUACCGCGGUUUGGACAUCGUCACCAAUAAGGUGACCCCUGAAGAAUUGAGGCAGGUGCCUCAUCACAUGCUGGAUUACGUCAAUCCUGGACAACCCACGAAGGUCGUGGAUUUCAGGGACAGGGCGCUGCCCAUCAUCGAGGACCUGCUGGAGCGCCGCAAGCUGCCCGUGGUGGCGGGGGGGACGUGCUACUACGUGGAGGCCCUGCUGUGGAAGUUGCUGAUGCCUGUGCCGGAGUACGAGGGGCCGCCGCCCAAGCGUGCCAGGAAUGCGACUAGUGACGGGAGUGUGGGUAGUGGUCCAGUGCAGUGCGAGGGAGUGCGGGGUGUGAUGGGGAGGGUGGGCGAUAUACUCGCGGGGAAGGGAAUUGUCGGGAAUGUCGUGAAAGACGCUGUGGAAGAGCUGAGCGCUGACGACAAGGCGGAGCUUCACAACACCCUGAAGGAAGUCGACCCCGAGAGGGCGCUGGAACUGCACCCGAACAACGUCCGGAAAGUUAUCAGGUCACUGCAAGUGUUUGACUCCACGGGUCGCCGCCACAGCGAGUUGAUCCAGGAGCAGAGGGCUGAGGGGGGCAACCAUCUGGGCGGCCCGCUGCGGUUCCCGCACUCAGUCAUCCUCUGGGUAACCUGUGACCAGCCUACCUUGGACGCCCGACUGGAUGCGAGGGUGGACGAGAUGGUUCGGCAGGGGUUGAUAGCAGAGCUGCAGACAUUCCACCAGCAGUACAACCUCCAGAGGGUGGUAGGGGAGGAUGGUGAGUUACGUACGCCUGUCUACACACUGGGAAUAUUCCAGAGCAUUGGGUUCAAGGAAUUCCACGAUUAUCUGAUGCUGAGCGAGGAGCAGAGGGAGACCGAGGAAGGUCGGAAGCUGUUUGAGAAAGGGGUGGAACUCAUGAAGGUGGCCACCCGACAGUAUGCAAGGAGGCAGAUCAAGUGGAUCCGCCAGAGAUUCUUGGGUAGAGGAGACUCACAGGUGCCUCCCCUCUAUACCUUGGAUGGGACAGACGUUGGUCAGUGGGACAGCCAGGUCCGAGACAAGGCAUUCUCUGUAGUACAGAGUGCGCUGGAUGGCACGCCCUGCCCUAUACACCGGGAACCUGUACUUCAGAAGAAUGCCACAGAUCGCAAGUGGAUGAGGUGUGAGCAGUGUGACCGGUUGUUCGAGGGAACAAGUCAGUUGGAGGCACACCUGCGGUCGCAGAAGCACAGGCGGCGGUUGGCGAAGCUGGCCAGAGAAGCGGAACAGAAGACUGUCAGUCUGGAUGUGAACAGAACAGACACAAUCAGUACGGCUCGAAUCAAUGUUAAAUGUGGUGAUAAUACAUAGCUUUUCUGUUAGUGAAA
Homalodisca vitripennis (glassy-winged sharpshooter) is the source of this 1522-nucleotide messenger RNA. RefSeq names its product tRNA dimethylallyltransferase. Bases 27 to 1505 code for a protein of 492 amino acids. Gene Ontology annotation, biological process: tRNA modification. The record is from RefSeq and is a predicted model, not a curated record. Gene Ontology annotation, cellular component: mitochondrion. NCBI's taxonomy places the organism in Eukaryota, Metazoa, Arthropoda, Insecta, Hemiptera, Cicadellidae. Gene Ontology annotation, molecular function: tRNA dimethylallyltransferase activity. The transcript is spliced from 8 exons.